AAGCCGCGAAAUUGGCUGUUUUCGUAAGAUUCUCAUUUAUAAUUUCCAUCUCUCACCAUUUUCCUCGUGGUCUGUAAUUCGCGAAGUUGAAUAUGAAUAAUUCGUCCAGAGGAAAGCUUACCGAUUUUCACGAAGCCGUCAGAAAGGAGGCUGAAGAUGCAGUGAAAAAUUUCUUUCCAGACAGGGUGUUUGAGCUUGACAAGCUUCUUAAGUCCGACAUGUUUGACAAGGAUUCCAUAGUCAGAGUACAAAAAGCUGUUAACAUGCCAGUCUAUAAAAAUGAUGCCAUUAUUGAUGGAGAGCCAUACAAUAAGAAGAGAAAGGUGGUGGAUGGCCAUGAUACUCAAACUGUUAAUCACUCUUCACCAUCUUUCAUUACCCAUAUUCCUUGCAACAAGUAUCUUUUGCAAGUAAUUGAACUUCUGAAACCAAAAAUCCAGACAUUGAUGGAAAAGUGUAAUACUGUGAAAAUGUGGAUUCAGUUACUAAUUCCAAGAAUAGAGGAUGGAAACAACUUUGGAGUUUCUAUUCAGGAAGAAACUCUCAGUGAAGUACAGAGAAUUGAAGGAGAAGCAGCCACAUUUCUGGACCAGAUAUCAAGGUAUUACAUCACAAGAGGAAAACUUGUCUCCAAAAUCAUAAAGUACCCGCAAUUAGAUGAUUACAGACAGGCUGUGAUUGAAUUAGAUGAGAAGGAAUUUACCAGCUUACGUCUCUGUUGCUGUGAGCUGCGAAACCAUUAUCUUUCUUUACAUGACACCAUUACAAAGAAUCUCGACAAGAUCAAGAAACCACGCACAAAUAAUGCAGACUCCCUGUAUUAAAAUUUUUUGCCAUCUCUGAUAUGUCCAUGAAACAUUUCUGUAUUCCACUGAAGAGUAUUGACUCUGUUGUCACCAAUAAACAUAGUAAACUGGUACUCCUACAUGGCAAAAUAUUCUAUUUUAAGAUACACAUGUAUUCUUAAUUUUAACCAUCAGUAGUAAUAUGUAGACACUUAUGUACUGUACUAAGUAGUACCUCCUGCCAUUUUCCUGCCUGCUAAACAAAUUGUAAACUUAAAGUGAACACACAUAAAUUUGUUUGCAAAGUUUACUAUGUGAUUUUUUUUAAGGGUCUAAAGGAGUUCAAUUAUGAAUCAGAGCAUUAUUGAGGCACCUUUGAGUAACUCUCAGUGGUGCAAACCAGAUUUUAAAUGAGGUACUUCAUAUGUACUUGACAGAGGAGUACUACUGUGAUGAAGUAAUAAAAAAAGCUUUUGGUGGAAUAUA
Molecule: messenger RNA, 1271 nt
Organism: Stylophora pistillata
Lineage: Eukaryota; Metazoa; Cnidaria; Anthozoa; Scleractinia; Pocilloporidae
Product: proteasome activator complex subunit 3
Biological process (GO): regulation of proteasomal protein catabolic process; positive regulation of endopeptidase activity; regulation of G1/S transition of mitotic cell cycle
Cellular component (GO): cytoplasm; nucleoplasm; proteasome activator complex
Molecular function (GO): endopeptidase activator activity
Source: RefSeq, a predicted model, not a curated record